GUCUUGGCAUGUGGCCCAGGGACUUGGAACCGAGUGGAAAAAAAGACCAGAGGACUGUGCUUCUAAAUGGAAUGUUGGAUGUAAGCCACAUUUUGUCACUCUUCACUCACCCUUUCUCUUCAGUCAUGUCAGGGCUCUACCCUUUGCAGUUCAGACAUUGGUGCUAGUUUCCCCUUCUGUGCCAAAGAGCAGGGAAAAGAGGCCUGGAGAAGGGAAAUGCUUGUGCUUGGGGAGGACGAACACCGUUAGCCUUCACUGAAGUCAUUCUCUGUAUCAUGGUUCUGUCCCUCAAUCUAUUAGUCUCUGUACUUGGAGGGUAGGGACAGUGUCUUCUCUUUUGCGUCCCCAAGGUUCCAACAUAGGUCAAUAAAUACUUGCUGAACAAAUGAGUAACUAAACAAAGGAGCAAUCAGGUUGCCUGGAUGGUGGUUCUUGGAUCUGAGAAGAUGGUGAAGGAAAGAGGGUGCAAAGUUUUGGCGCAUUUGGAGAAGGUGGCUCCAGUGACAGGUGGAGAAAAGACAGGAAAAAGGACUGUUGAAGAUGACAGUGCUGCAGACGCCAAUGGAGAAGAGAAUGAUGAACGGGGAAAUUAUUCUAAAAGAAAGAUAGUCUCUAACUGGGGUCGAUAUCAAGAUACUGAAAAAGAGGUCAAUAAUGAAAGUGGAGAAUCUCAGAGGGGGACGGAUUUCAGUGUUCUUCUCAGCUCUGCAGGGGACUCCUUCUCACAGUUCCGGUUUGCCGAGGAGAAAGAGUGGGAUGGCGAAGCUUCGUGUCCAAAGCAGAAUUCAGCAUUUUACGUGGACUGUGAGUCAUUGGUUCAAGCCCUUCAAGAACUGCCUCUCUCACUCCGACUCAAUGUCGCUGCCGAGUUGGUCCAGAGUGCCCUGCCUUUAGAGGUUCCUCAGGUGAAACCAAAGAGAAAUGAUGAAGGCACGGGACUAGGGAAGCCGUUCAAAGGGCCCUUGGGGCCUGGAGGAAGGGGGUCCAUCUCCACGCUGAAGUCUGCUGCUGCUGGCUGUCCCAUGGACCUGGGUAAAGCCAGCCCAAGUCAGGGUCCUUCAGCGAGUUCUCAGAAACCCACUUCCCCACUGCAGUCAGCAGCAGACCACCUGGAAGAGGAAUUAGAUCUGCUGCUUAAUUUAGAUGCGCCCGUCAAAGCGGCAGAUAACAUCUUACCAGACCAGACACCGCAGGACCUGGAAUCCAAGAAAGAUGGGGAGGUGGCCCAAGAAGAAGAAGUUCUCGCGAAAGCAUCUGUGAUGGAAGAAAAGAACAUGGAAUCGGAGCAACCAAGUACAUCCAAAAAUGUUACCGAGGAAGAACUUGAAGAUUGGUUGGACAGCAUGAUUUCCUAACAAAAAAAAAAAGAGGAAAAAAGUGCCUGCAGCGAAUGUUGGUUUCCUCUUAAGGGUAAGGGCGGGUCCACGGUCCUCUAAGAACUGCUGAUUGACAAGCAUGCCCCAAGCCAGUGUGCUCCAUCCUGCUUACCGCAGAGAGCUACCUCUAUGUUUGACUGCAUCCAAAUAGUACAUUUAAGAGGCUUGUUGCAUUUGUUCUCUGGCCUUGUAACCUCUAGGGCAGGGGAUGUUAUGACGCUCAUUUCCAGCCUCCUUCCUUUCUGUUCACAGCAGCAGAGCAAGUGCUGCUGAUACAGAGAACAGGAGCCAGCAACAGGCAUGCAUAUGGCCACAAUAAACAAAGGCUGGCCUACGGA
Molecule: messenger RNA, 1714 nt
Organism: Hipposideros armiger (great roundleaf bat)
Lineage: Eukaryota; Metazoa; Chordata; Mammalia; Chiroptera; Hipposideridae
Gene: AVEN
Product: apoptosis and caspase activation inhibitor
Exons: 6
Coding region: 423-1355 (310 amino acids)
Biological process (GO): negative regulation of G2/M transition of mitotic cell cycle
Source: RefSeq, a predicted model, not a curated record